AUGGGGGCCGACUUCCAGGACCUGUUCAAGUUUGUUGAUCCGAAGGCUCUGCGUGCUUUGGUUGAUGUGGUCAUCCCGUCCAGCGGCAAGAAGAGAAAAGCCUCUGGGAAAGAGGAGAAUCCAGACGAGGUAGGCGAUGAUGUGGAGAAGGACAAGGUCAAAGUAGAGCCAGAGGAUGAACAGGAGGAAGCGAAUGCCAGCGAAGAAGAAGGGGUGGGCUCAUCCAGCCUCAUCAAGGUAAAGAAGCCGAGUGCAAAGGCAAAAGCGAAAGCCAAAGCGAAGGCGGAAGCAAAGAGCAAGGCGGAGGCUGCGCCCAAGGCCACUGGCAAGGCAGCGGGCAAGGCCAAAGCCCGGGGGAAGGCGAAGGCGAAGUCGUGA
This is a messenger RNA of Symbiodinium pilosum, 378 nucleotides long. Lineage: Eukaryota; Dinophyceae; Suessiales; Symbiodiniaceae. The record is from the annotation of a GenBank genome assembly.